AUGAUUGCACCGGCGAGAGCAGCCAUGAGCACAAACGGGACCGAGGUCAUCGGUGCUGCGGUUCCGCCGCCAGGCGUCACGCCCAACUUCGACAACCCGAGUGACAACCUGAGGACGGUGUCAUACGUGACGCAGACCCUGACGCUGGUGGUUGUCACCAUGUUUGUCAUAGUACGCUUCUACGGCAAGCACGUGGCACUGGGGAAUCAUUGGCAUACCGAGGAUUACUUCACCUUUGCGACGUGGUUCUUGAUGGUAGGGUAUUGCAUAACUGCGAUAUAUGCUACGCAUUUUGGAGGUGGCCUGGAUCAAUGGGAGGUGCCGGUAACAAUGAUAACGGGAUACUUCAAGGCAUGCUACGCGGCAACAAUCUUCUAUAUGCCAAUGGCAUUCUGCGUUAAAAUUGCAUUGCUGGCUUUGAUCCAGAGAGUAUACGCACCGCACAAGAAAACAGUCAUGGGAGUCAAAUUCUUUGAGCUGCUGCUAUUCCUGUACUAUGGUUCAGGACUCAUAAUCAAAAUCAGGACAUGCUGGCCCAUUGAGGCUUACUGGCUGGGGCAGAAGGACAAGUGCUUGAAUCAAGACAUCAUCAUUCUCUGCGACUCCAUCCUCAGCGUCAUCAGCGAUCUGGCCAUCCUCAUCCUGCCCAUCCCGCUCACCUGGUCCCUGGAGCUCUCGAACCGGAAAAAGGUCCGCAUCAUGGGGAUCCUGUGCGCCGGCGGCACGGCGACCGCCUUCUCCAUCUACCGCCUGGGCAUGAUCCUGAUCGAGCGCAACUCGCCCAACGCCACCAUGGUCUUCACCAAGGUCAUCCUGUCGGGCAACGCCGAGGUCGGCAUCGGGCUCAUCUGCGCCUGCCUGCCCGCCAUCACGGCGCUCGUGCUCAAGAAGACGCGCGGGACCGGCUACUACUCAGGCAACGGCGGCUACAUGCGGUCCGACAACGACGCGAUCGGGGGCCCCGGCGGCUCCAAGUUCCACGCGCACUCGCACGCCCGCUCCGGCUACGCUGUCGGCGGCGGCGGCAGCAGCCACACCCGCAGCCACGACCACAGCAACAGCCACGGCGGCGGCAUCGUCGUCAGCCGCACCUUUGACGUGCAGAGGACCCUCAAGGCCGACAGCGACUACACCGUCCCGGACAAGGACGGCGGACUGCCCCUGAGCAUGCUCGACGCCAACGGCAAGGCCGACCAGGCCGAGCUGGUCACCAACGCACAGGGCGUCGGGAGGAUCACAAAGUCGUCUUCCAUCGGGGGCCUGUCCAGCAACGACUCGGAUGAGAAGUUGGAUAGGCAGAUCAGGGCUCACGGCGGGAGGAGGAUAUAA
Pyricularia pennisetigena is the source of this 1329-nucleotide messenger RNA. RefSeq lists its product as uncharacterized. The transcript is spliced from 6 exons. The record is from RefSeq and is a predicted model, not a curated record. Lineage: Eukaryota; Fungi; Ascomycota; Sordariomycetes; Magnaporthales; Pyriculariaceae. The coding region runs from base 1 to 1329 and encodes 442 amino acids.